Messenger RNA from Racocetra persica, 123 nucleotides. Lineage: Eukaryota; Fungi; Glomeromycota; Glomeromycetes; Diversisporales; Gigasporaceae. The record is from the annotation of a GenBank genome assembly.
CAAAAUAAUUUAUUAAUACAUUCUAAUUCAUAUCUUAACAAGUUUCAAUAUGAUUCAACUAAUUUUGGUCCUCUAAACCUUUCUACUCAACAUAAUAACAUUCUUACGAAUAAAAGAAAUAUG